UCCGUGAAGAAUUGGAGUAUAUCUUUUCAAAUUGCUCUUGCUUGGUUUCCAAGUUCUUCAAACAGCGGAUAUCAUUCCAGGUUUCCCUCCUUUUCCACUUGGUCACUCAUCUUCUCCUUCGCCAAUAGACAUGUUCCGCUUCCCCUCCGUCCUUCUCUCCCGCCGCCUCCACCGCCGCGAACUAUCCUCCUCCACCACCUCUCACCCGCCCUCCCUCCCUCUCUCCCACCCCAUCUACCUCAUAUGGGGCUCCAACACCGGCGUCGGCAAAACCCUAGUCUCCGCCGGUAUCGCCGCCGCCUUCCUCCUCUCCUCCCCCACCCCCUCCCAAUUCCACUACCUCAAGCCCCUCCAAACCGGCUUCCCCUCCGACUCCGACUCCCGCUUCGUCUUCAACAAGCUCCGCCAACUCUCCCUCAUCCGCAACCCCCACAUUCCCCUCUCCGCCUCCCACCGCGUCAUCAACUUGUCCCCUGCCGUGACGGCGUCAAAUCCGUUGGCCGGCGAGGAAGGAGUUGGGCCCCCUCCGGAGCUGCUCUGCAAGACGCUGUACGCGUGGGAGGAGGCCGUGUCGCCGCACUUGGCAGCGGAGAGGGAGGGUUUGGUCGUGAAGGACUCGGUGGUGCUGGAAACUCUUGGUGAGUGUCUCGAAGACGUGGCGGAAUGCGGGGCCGGUAAGGAGAGAUCGGAGGUUCUGUGUGUGGUGGAGACUGCUGGUGGAGUUGCCAGUCCAGGACCUUCUGGCUCGCUUCAAUGUGACUUGUAUAGGCCAUUCCGUAUUCCUGCAGUUCUUGUUGGGGAUGGGAGGCUAGGAGGCAUUUCUGGAACAAUAUCAGCUUAUGAGAGCUUGAAGCUGCGAGGUUAUGAUGUUGUCGCUGUUGUUUUUGAGGAUCACGGUCUUCUAAAUGAGGGUCCACUGAUGUCUUAUAUGCGAAACAAGGUCCCUGUUCUAGUGCUACCACCUAUUCCAAAAGAUCCAUUGAAUGACCUAAUGGAAUGGUUUGAAAGUUCUCAUUAUAUAUUUAGUAAUCUAAAGGAAAUAAUGCUAUCAGCUUAUUUUGAGAGAAUUAAAAAGUUGCAUGACAUGCCAAGAGAAGCAAGGGAUAUCAUCUGGUGGCCUUUCACUCAACACAAACUUGUUCCUGACGGUGGGGUCACUGUAAUUGAUUCACGCUGUGGUGAGAACUUUUCUAUCUUCAAGGUUCAGAAGACAGAAGUCAUAGCACCACAAUUUGAUGCAUGUGCUAGCUGGUGGACUCAAGGACCCGAUGCUAUAAUGCAGACUGAACUUGCUAGGGAGAUGGGAUAUGCUGCUGCAAGAUUUGGGCAUGUAAUGUUCCCUGAGAAUGUUCAUGAGCCAGCCUUGAAUUGUGCUGAGCUUUUGCUUCAAGGUGUGGGUAAAGGCUGGGCUUCUCGGACAUAUUUUUCGGACAAUGGAUCUACAGCAAUUGAAAUUGCUCUCAAGAUGGCGUUUCGUAAAUUUUCUGUUGAUCAUGGACUUAUUGUGCAUUGUCAUGAGGAUACCACAAAUGAAAGAUCCACUGAGCUUAUGGUCCUUGCACUUCAGAGAUCUUACCAUGGUGACACAUUGGGUGCUAUGGAAGCACAGGCACCGUCUUCUUAUACAGGCUUCUUGCAGCAACCAUGGUACACUGGGAGAGGUCUUUUUCUGGAUCCUCCUUCUGUCUUUAUGCACAACAGUACAUGGAAUGUUUCCAUACCUGAAGGGUAUCAUUUGGAAAGUCUGAAAGGGAAAAGUAUCACCUUUGCCUCACCUGAUGAAAUAUUUCACAAGGGCAGAGAUAAGUCUGAGCUUGCUACAGUUUAUUCAUCUUACAUAUCAAAAGUAUUAUCUGGAUUUAGAGGGUCAAAUAAUGUUGGAGCAUUAAUUAUGGAACCAGUUAUCCAAGGUGCUGGUGGAAUGCAUAUGGUUGAUCCACUUUUUCAGCGUGUGCUUGUUAAUGAGUGUCGGAGUAGAAAAAUUCCAGUAAUCUUUGAUGAGGUUUUUACUGGCUUUUGGCGUUUGGGAGUAGAGACUGCAGUGGAGCUAAUCCAUUGUGUACCAGAUAUAGCUUGCUUUGGGAAGCUGUUGACUGGCGGAAUUAUACCAUUGGCAGUCACCUUGGCAACAAAUGCUGUUUUUGAUUCAUUUAUUGGAGACUCAAAGCUCAAAGCCCUUUUGCAUGGACAUUCUUACUCUGCACAUGCUAUGGGCUGCGCUGCUGCUGUUAAAUCAAUCCAAUGGUUUAAAGAUCCUUGUUCCAACCCUAACAUCACUUCUGAAGGAAGAUUACUUAGGGAGUUAUGGGAUGAUAAAAUGGUUCACCGGAUUUCAUCACACCCUGCAAUUCAAAGAGUAGUUGCUUUGGGAACUUUGUGUGCCUUGGAAUUAAAAGCAGAAGGCAAUAAUGCCGGGUAUGGAUCGUUGUAUGCAAGACCACUUCUUGAGAAGCUUAGGGAAGAUGGUGUAUACAUGAGGCCUCUGGGUAAUGUCAUUUAUCUGUUGUGUGGACCCUGCACAUCUCCAGAAGUUUGCAAUCAACUACUCGUCAAACUUCUUAGGCGGCUUGAAGAAUUUGACGUAUGUAAGAAUUGAAGUGGAUAAGUCUAAUAUUCCUGCUAUGGAUUUUGGCUAAGUUUAUUGCUACUAUUAUUUUUUGUGGGGGAGGAGGAAGGGGCAUGAAUUGUAAAUCCAAGGGUUGCAAUUAGCUUGGUUUUUUUUCAAUUCAGUUAAUGUAUUUUAUUUAUAAAUAAAAAAUGUAUCUUAUUUCAAUUCCCACCCUCCCCCCAUUUUUAAGAUGUUAUUAAUAAAAAUGUUAAAGUAUUUAAUCA
Glycine soja is the source of this 2832-nucleotide messenger RNA. Its product is annotated as bifunctional dethiobiotin synthetase/7,8-diamino-pelargonic acid aminotransferase, mitochondrial. Gene Ontology annotation, biological process: biotin biosynthetic process. The record is from RefSeq and is a predicted model, not a curated record. Gene Ontology annotation, cellular component: mitochondrion. The coding region runs from base 131 to 2596 and encodes 821 amino acids. The transcript has 14 exons. Lineage: Eukaryota; Viridiplantae; Streptophyta; Magnoliopsida; Fabales; Fabaceae. Gene Ontology annotation, molecular function: magnesium ion binding; dethiobiotin synthase activity; ATP binding.